UCCACUGUAUAUGCUACAUCGUUCUCUUCUCUGAAGUCCCAUUUGGUGGUAACUCUUUUGCACAAGAGCUUGGGAGAUUAGAACUAGAGACGCUCAAGGAGAUUUACACUUUGAACAACAAGGCAUCACCAUGGGAGACGAACACCAUAAUCAAGAGUCCGGAGCUAGCAACUCCACAGAUCAUCACGAAGAUGACAAUACUUGUGAGGAAGAUCCAGAGACAGGCGAGAAAGUUAAUGAAACCCCUAAGGUAACGGUUUGCAGGGAUAAGGAUGAGCCGAAUGAGAGGUUUGAGGUUGUGGUAAGCCCGCCUCGUGCAAACGUGUACUUCACGGGAACUAGCUUCUCCGGCGAGGCUGCUGCUCCGGGGACUAAUACAUAUGCAUUGGGAUUUGGUAACGGAAAGACCAAGAGGAUCAGAAUUCUUCCGGUUGCUACCAAUAAGGAGCAGGACAAUAUGAAUAUUGGAGAUAGUAACAGAAGCACCAGUUGUAUUGUUGCGCGCAACAUUCCUCCUUAUGAUGCCUCUGCAACUACUCCUAUUAAAGCUUAUCCUUUAGAUAAAAUCAUCGAAGAGGAAGAAUGGGACUCCCUUCAAGAUAUUUACCUCCUUCUCCAAGAUGAAUCUGUUGCAGCAGCGGUCAAUGCUUACCCGCUAUUUGUCCGCAACAGAUUGCACAAGUUGCGAGAUAUUGAGGAUGAUUCCGAGAAGAAGAUGCUUUCUGCUGCCUUAUCACUCCUCACACAUCUGGUUAAGUUCAAAAACAUGUACUCAACGGGUGGUUUCGUUUCUGCUAAAGGCCAUAAGUUUCCAGGAAUCAUCCAUCAGAAAUGUGUCACUUUGUUCAAGAAAUAUCCUUUCCUGAAUGAGAUCUCUAUUGACAAGACCAACCUUAUGAUAAGCUACGUGCUUGUGCUCGCCCUUCAUGUGGAUAACUUCAAGACCGAUCCAGAGGACAUAGCUAAAGAUCUGAAGAUGAGUGCUAUCGAGCUGAGGAAACAUCUUGCCAGUCUUGGCUGCAAAUUGUCGUGGGAGAAGUCAAUUUUGGUUGCAACUUUACCGACUCCUCUUAAGUUUUCGGAGUCAAAGUUAAACACGAGAAGAAGAAAAAGAGCGAAGAUACAAUACAAGGGAUGACGAUCUUGGAGAUCAGAUGAUUUGUUCUAUUUUGCUGUGUCGUGAUGUCUUUUUUUGCAUCUAUCUUAACAUUUUCACUAGUCUUUUGCAACUACCAAUCUCCAUAGCCGGAGAAAUUAUUUAUAUCAUGUCGGCUUGCACCAGCUAUAUUGGGCCGCUAA
Messenger RNA from Capsella rubella, 1299 nucleotides. RefSeq names its product DNA-directed RNA polymerase I subunit rpa49. Gene Ontology annotation, biological process: RNA polymerase I preinitiation complex assembly; transcription elongation by RNA polymerase I; nucleolar large rRNA transcription by RNA polymerase I. NCBI's taxonomy places the organism in Eukaryota, Viridiplantae, Streptophyta, Magnoliopsida, Brassicales, Brassicaceae. The record is from RefSeq and is a predicted model, not a curated record. Gene Ontology annotation, molecular function: DNA binding. Bases 131 to 1138 code for a protein of 335 amino acids. The transcript is spliced from 4 exons. Gene Ontology annotation, cellular component: RNA polymerase I complex.